Molecule: messenger RNA, 1100 nt
Organism: Papilio polytes (common Mormon)
Lineage: Eukaryota; Metazoa; Arthropoda; Insecta; Lepidoptera; Papilionidae
Gene: CPG9
Exons: 2
Coding region: 71-625 (184 amino acids)
Source: RefSeq, a predicted model, not a curated record
GCAAUGCAAAUUGCAAACGCCGGCAUUACUUGCAACCCUCUCGUGGAGUAAGCCGAGCGAACGUACCACAAUGAAAUAUCAUAUUUUCUUGGGAUUCCUUGCUGUAGUCGCAGCUUACCCUGGAUUCAUCCAUGAGCAAAUUCCUCAAGUCGAGGAGAAGUACGAUCAUCAGGCUUUGAUCGGGGAAUCGGGUCAUUCCCAUCAGAUACAGCAUGAGCACGCCAAGUCACACCAGUCUAUUAAAUUCGAGCACUUUCAUCCGGUGCCCGUAUACGUCAAAAAGGAGCACAGCCAUCUCCUAAAGCAUCCUCUCGAAAAGGGAACUAGCGAACAAAACUUGAAGCAGAUUCACCCCGAGGCGCAACACAACCACGGUGGCGGUCUGGUUCUUGAAGACCACAGGCUCGACACUGAACAUCUUGCCGCCAGCCUUGGCCACGGCGGCUACGAGCAAGGCCCUGAGCACGGAGGAUAUGAAUCAUUGGGUGGAUACGAAGGAUCUGAAGGUUUGAAAGCCUACGCGGAACUCCAACAAUCCCAGUCUGAAGGACAGUACUACCCUGAACACGGCCAAGGUCUAUCCGGAGAGAGCUCCGAAGGCUACAAAUACGAAGGCUACAACUAAACAGAUUUAAUUUAUAAUAUAUCAACGGGCAUAUGUGGAGUCUUUCUCCACUAUCUAAAAUUAUUUUAGGUUAACGUCUUGCCUGUAUCCGUUGUAUUAAGAUAAAAUCUAAUUAAACCGAUAUGUUCGGUUGUUAAGCUUUGUGGUUAUUAAGGCUUCGUAUUUUCAACGCUACGUACCUGAGAUAUAGAUGUUAAACAGUGAAUCGGUUAAAGCAUUUUUAGGAAUUCUUGUUAAAAUUAAAUUAAAUUUUGUUAAAAGUUGUAUGUGGAUUUGUAUGAGAAAAUUAAAUUAUGAAUGGCAUUAGAUACGCUUCUGGGUGCUUCAAUGAGAAAUUCUAUUGAGUAUUGAGUAUUGAAUGAUUGUCACUUUUAUGAUCGAGUGAAUAAUUGAUUUUGCAUUAUUGUAACUUAGAGCGUGUUGCUGCGUCCCAGUGUAAUUGUGAUAUUAAUAAAAUGUUGAAUUGAAAACUAAA